Neofelis nebulosa (Clouded leopard) is the source of this 1956-nucleotide messenger RNA. It is a transcript of the gene ACTB, whose product is annotated as actin beta. The transcript is spliced from 6 exons. Bases 143 to 1270 code for a protein of 375 amino acids. The record is from RefSeq and is a predicted model, not a curated record. NCBI's taxonomy places the organism in Eukaryota, Metazoa, Chordata, Mammalia, Carnivora, Felidae.
GAGCUGCCGCGGCGCCGCCCUAUAAAACCCGGCGACGCGACGCACAGCCACAGCCGAGACCGCGUCCACUCCGCGAGCACAGGCCCCUCGCCCUCGCCGCUCCUCCGUCGCCGCCGCCGGUUUACACCGCUCUCAGUUCGCCAUGGAUGAUGAUAUUGCUGCGCUCGUGGUCGACAACGGCUCCGGCAUGUGCAAAGCCGGCUUCGCGGGCGACGAUGCCCCACGGGCCGUCUUCCCUUCCAUCGUGGGGCGCCCCCGGCACCAGGGCGUGAUGGUGGGUAUGGGCCAGAAGGACUCCUACGUGGGCGAUGAGGCCCAAAGCAAGAGGGGCAUCCUGACCCUGAAGUACCCCAUCGAGCACGGUAUUGUCACCAACUGGGACGACAUGGAGAAGAUCUGGCAUCACACUUUCUACAACGAGCUGCGUGUGGCCCCCGAGGAGCACCCAGUGCUGCUGACCGAGGCCCCCCUGAACCCCAAGGCCAACCGUGAGAAGAUGACCCAGAUCAUGUUCGAGACCUUCAACACCCCGGCCAUGUACGUGGCCAUCCAGGCCGUGCUGUCCCUGUACGCCUCUGGCCGCACCACCGGCAUCGUGAUGGACUCCGGGGACGGGGUCACCCACACUGUGCCCAUCUACGAGGGGUACGCCCUGCCCCACGCCAUCCUGCGUCUGGACCUGGCUGGCCGGGACCUGACGGACUACCUCAUGAAGAUCCUCACGGAGCGCGGCUACAGCUUCACCACCACCGCCGAGCGGGAAAUUGUGCGUGACAUCAAGGAGAAGCUCUGCUACGUGGCCUUGGACUUCGAGCAGGAGAUGGCCACCGCCGCGUCCUCUUCCUCCCUGGAGAAGAGCUACGAGCUGCCCGACGGGCAGGUGAUCACCAUCGGCAACGAGCGGUUCCGCUGCCCCGAGGCGCUCUUCCAGCCUUCCUUCCUGGGCAUGGAAUCCUGUGGUAUCCACGAAACUACCUUCAACUCCAUCAUGAAGUGCGACGUCGACAUCCGCAAGGACCUCUACGCCAACACGGUGCUGUCCGGGGGGACCACCAUGUACCCCGGCAUCGCUGACCGGAUGCAGAAGGAGAUCACCGCCCUGGCGCCCAGCACGAUGAAGAUCAAGAUCAUCGCACCCCCUGAGCGCAAGUACUCCGUGUGGAUCGGUGGCUCCAUCCUGGCCUCGCUGUCCACCUUCCAGCAGAUGUGGAUCAGCAAGCAGGAGUACGACGAGUCCGGCCCCUCCAUCGUCCACCGCAAAUGCUUCUAGGCGGACUGUUAAUUUAGUUGCGUUACACCCUUUCUUGACAAAACCUAACUUGCGCAGAAAACAGAUGAGAUUGGCAUGGCUUUGUUUGUUUUUCGGUUUUGUUUUUUUUGGUUUUUUUCUUUUAAAUUUUUUUUGUUUUUGGAUUUUAUUUUUUGGUUUUUUUUUUUUUUUCGGUUUUUUUUUUUUUUUGUUUUUGGCGCUUGACUCAGGAUUUAAAAACUGGAACGGCGAAGGUGACAGCAGCUGGUUGGAGCGAGCACCCCCACAGUUCUACGGUGUGGCCGAGGACCUUGACUGUACAUUGUUCUUUUUUUUUUUAAUAUUCAUUCCAAAUACCGUGAGAUGCAUUGUUACAGGAAGUCCCUUGCCUUCCCAAAAGCCACCCCAUUUCUCCCUGAGGAGAAGGGCCAGUCCUCGCCCAAGUCCACACAGGCGAGGGUGAUAACAUUGCUUUGGUGUAAAUUAUGUAGUCCAAAUUUUUUUUAAUCUUCGCCUUAAUACUUGUUUUUGUUUUAUUUUGAAUGGUCUGCCAUCGUGGUCCCCCUUUUUUGUCCCCCCCCCCCCCAAUUUCAGAUGUAUGAAGGCUUUUGGUCUCCCUGGGAGUGGGGUUGAGGCACAGGCAGUCAGGGCUUCCCUGUACACUGACUUGAGACCAGAUCAAUAAAGUGCACACCUUAAAGAGAGAA